Molecule: messenger RNA, 6146 nt
Organism: Podarcis muralis (Common wall lizard)
Lineage: Eukaryota; Metazoa; Chordata; Lepidosauria; Squamata; Lacertidae
Source: RefSeq, a predicted model, not a curated record
AUAGGGAAUCAGUAUAUAGUUAAGAGCCUGCAAGGCAAGGCAUCAUUUCUGACACAGGACUAUUUGGCAGCAAUACAUGGAGGAAGCCGCAGGAGUAUAGAGAUGGGAAGGAAAGAAUUUACUGGAUUGGAAGUCUCCCUGAUCACCCUCUUCCUUUUGGCAGCGAUUAUUGCCAGUGUUUUGAUUGGGCUUUUAGCAACAGGCCAUACUGGAUUCAAAGAAUUUUCUCCAACUUGCCCAGUUGUGCAACCAUCGGAGAGAAUAGACUGCAUCCCAGAUACAUUGGCAACAAAGGACAUAUGCACGCUCCGUGGCUGCUGCUGGAGCCCUCAGAAUGAAACAAGCAUACCCUGGUGCUACUUUUCCAACAGCCAUGGAUACCAGGUAGAAGGAGGCCAGACAGACACAGAAACAGGAUUUGAAACUACACUGACAAGAAUACCUGCACCAUCCUUGUUCGGAAAUGAUAUUGAAAGGCUUGUCCUGACUGCAGAAUAUCAGACCGCAAAUCGCUUCCGGUUCAAGAUUACAGAUCCUGAUAAUAAGAGAUAUGAAGUCCCCCAUCCAAAUGUUUCACCCUUUCAAGGACCUAAAGCAACAAAUACGAACUACAGAGUUGAAAUAACUGAGAAUCCUUUCAGCAUCCGUGUGAUCAGGAUGAGCACUAACAACGUCCUGUUCGACACCAGUAUAGGACCACUUGUGUAUUCUGACCAGUUCCUGCAGCUCUCCAUCAGACUGCCAAGCUGGAAUGUUUAUGGUAUCGGAGAACAGAUCCACAGGCAGUAUCGGCAUGAUUUUAACUGGAAAACGUGGCCCAUUUUUACUCGGGAUGCUGCACCUAUUGGAGAGAUGCACAACCUGUAUGGUGCACAGACUUUCUUCUUAUGCCUGGAAGAUGGCAGUGGACAUUCCUUUGGUGUAUUCUUUAUGAACAGCAAUGCCAUGGAGGUAAAGCUCCAGCCAACUCCUGCUUUGACUUACCGUACUAUUGGAGGGAUCUUGGACUUCUAUGUAGUUUUGGGACCAACUCCAGAACAAGUGGUUCAGGAAUACACUGCACUCAUUGGACGUCCAGUCAUGCCACCAUACUGGAGUCUGGGAUUCCAAUUGUGCCGCUAUGGAUAUGGAAAUGACACAGAAAUCUCCGAUCUUUAUGAUGCAAUGAGAGCAGCUAAGAUACCCUAUGAUGUACAAUAUGCAGAUAUUGAUUACAUGGAACGGCAGCUGGACUUCACUAUCGGUCCGGAAUUUUCAAAGCUUCCGGCUCUGGUUGACAAAAUGAAACUGGAUGGAAUGCGAUUUAUCAUCAUUUUGGAUCCAGCCAUUUCUGGGAAUGAAACCAAGCCUUAUCCGCCAUUCACAAGAGGGGUUGAGGACGAUGUCUUCAUUAAAUGGCCCAAUAGCAGCGAUAUUGUGUGGGGGAAGGUAUGGCCUGAUUACCCUGGUGUAGUUGUGAAUACAUCAAUAUCCUGGGACGAGCAAACAGAGUUAUACAGAGCUUACGUUGCAUUCCCAGACUUCUUCCGCAACUCUACAGUGCAGUGGUGGAAAAGAGAAAUUCAGGAGUUCCACACCAACCCUACCAAUCCAGCAAAUAGCAUUAAAUUUGAUGGCAUAUGGAUUGAUAUGAAUGAACCAGCAAAUUUUGUCAAUGGUGCAGUUGGUGGCUGUGGGAACUCCGAACUAAAUUUUCCUGUAUAUAUACCAAACUUAUUAGGAAGAGAUGUUGGGCUGAGUAGUAAAACCUUGUGCAUGCAGAGCCAACAAUUUCUGGCGGAUGGAACCCCAGUUCGACACUAUGAUGUCCACAAUCUAUAUGGCUGGUCACAAACGAAGCCUACAUUAGAUGCUUUACAAAGUGCCACCGGAGAACGUGGCAUUAUCAUUCCUCGUUCAACAUAUCCGUCGAGUGGCAAAUGGGCAGGCCAUUGGCUUGGUGAUAACUUCUCGCGGUGGGAUCAGCUUUUGAAAUCUAUAAUUGGUAUGAUGGAGUUCAGCCUUUUCGGAAUAUCCUACACUGGAGCAGAUAUCUGUGGUUUCAAUGAACAUACAAACUACCAAAUGUGUGCCCGUUGGAUGCAGCUGGGAGCCUUUUAUCCAUUUGCCAGGAAUCACAACGGCAUAGGCUAUGUGAGGCAAGAUCCUGUAUCCUUUGAUCGAGCUUUCGAAGACCUAUCCAGGAAUGUGCUCAAUACCAGAUACACUUUGCUCCCCUAUCUCUACACACUGUUAUAUGAGGCUCAUGAUCACGGAAGCACAGUUGUGCGCCCUUUACUCCACGAAUUUACAGAUGAUAGAACAACAUGGGACAUAGACAGACAGUUUCUCUGGGGACCGGCAUUGCUCAUCAGCCCUGUGCUGGAUGAAAAUCAAACAACAGUGAAUGCUUACUUUCCUGAUGCCCGCUGGUAUGAUUAUUACACAAGCAAAGACAUUGGAGUCCGAGGAAAUUAUUCUGUCUUACAAGCUGAGCUUGAACACAUCAACCUUCAUCUCAGAGGUGGCUACAUUAUCCCAUGGCAACUACCUGAUCUGAAUACCAAUGCCAGUCGAAAGCAACCAAUGGGUCUUACGGUUGCUCUGGAUGAUAAUGGUGCUGCUCAAGGGCUUCUUUAUUGGGACGAUGGAAAAACUAUUGAUGCAUAUGAGAAUGGCCUUUACCUCUUACACACAUUUAAUGUCAGUCAGAAUGCUUUGGACAUCAGCCUCGCCCACGAGGGAUAUUUUGACCCAAACAACUUAAAAUUCAGUGAAAUUAAAAUUUUAGGACUGUCAAGCAAACCUGUUAAUGUUAUGGUGUUUCAAAAUGGUGCGCCAAUCUCAUCCAGUCAUAAUGAGACCUAUGAUUCUUCAACUCAGCUCUUGCACAUUCAAGGUCUUCAGCUUGCACUGGGGCAAAAGUAUACCUUGAAAUGGGGGCAGCCUACUGAAGAUACAGAAAAAUUCAAUUGUUAUCCAUAUCCAGAACCAACACAAAGCACUUGUGAAGAACGUGGCUGUUUCUGGCAGGUUGUCUCUACUCCUGGUGUGCCUCACUGCUUUUAUCCCAAGAAUUAUGGCUACACCGCCAGUAACAUUCAACACAGUGCUGAGGGCGUGACAGCUGAUCUGCAGAGGAACACAAUCUAUCCUAAUCCUUAUGGGUCUCAAUCACCAGCUGUUGACCAGCUUCGCUUGGUAGUGACCUACCAUUACAACAACAUGCUGCAGUUUAAGAUCUAUGAUCCCAACCACAAAAGAUACGAAGUUCCAGUCCCGCUCUUCACGCCAAGCAGCUCUCAAAGUACAGAAGCCAGCCGGCUCUAUCAAGUGGACAUUGUGAACAAUCCAUUUGGCCUUCAGAUCCGACGCAAAAGCACAGGAACCAUUAUCUGGAAUUCUCAGGUGCCGGGCUUCACCUUUAGCGACAUGUUCAUUCAGAUUGCUACUCGCCUACCAUCACAGUAUGUGUACGGAUUUGGAGAAACUGAGCACACUCAAUUCCGGAGGGAUAUGAACUGGCAGACCUGGGGAAUGUUCACAAAAGAUCAACCACCCGGUUACAAGCUGAACUCCUAUGGCUUUCACCCCUUCUACAUGGGACUUGAAAAUGAUGGAAAUGCUCAUGGAGUUCUUUUGCUGAACAGCAAUGCUAUGGAUGUCACCUUCCAGCCAACACCUGCCCUGACAUAUCGCACAAUUGGAGGAAUUUUGGACUUUUACAUGGUUUUAGGGCCGAAGCCAGAAGAAGUAGUUCAGGAGUACACUGCACUAAUUGGACGUCCUGUCAUGCCACCCUAUUGGGCCUUGGGAUUCCAGCUUUGCCGCUACGGGUACAAAAACACGUCUGAGGUUGCCGAAGUGUAUGAUGCAAUGAGGGCAGCUAGAAUACCCUACGAUGUCCAAUAUACAGACAUUGAUUACAUGGAACGGAAGCUAGACUUCACACUUGGCAAAAACUUCUCUGACCUUCCAGCUUUUGUUGAUCGAAUAAAAUCGGAGGGUUCAAGGUACAUCAUCAUUCUGGAUCCAGCCAUAUCAGGCAAUGAAACUGAACCAUAUAACACCUUCACAAGUGGUGUUCAGGAGGAUGUUUUUAUCAAAUGGAUCAACAGUUCAGACAUUGCAUGGGCGAAGGUGUGGCCAGAUUAUCCCAAUGUAACUGUUGAUGAAAAUGCAAGUUUGGAAGUUCAACUGGAGCUGUACCGGGCUUAUGUCGCUUUCCCAGAUUUCUUGCGCAGUUCCACAUCGCAGUGGUGGCAAAGAGAGCUAGUGGACUAUCAUGCCAAUGUACUCAAAUACGAUGGGCUGUGGACUGACAUGAAUGAACCAUCCAACUUCAUUGAUGGAGCUGUUGGUGGCUGCAGGGAUCAAGGCUUAAACAAACCUCCCUAUAUGCCAGCCUUGGUUUUAAGAGAACGAGGACUGGAUCUUGUGACGCUGUGCAUGGAUACUGAACAGCAUCUGUCUGACGGAACACCUGUGAGACACUAUGAUGUACAUAACCUGUACGGAUGGUCUCAAGCAGAAUCAACUUACUAUGGUAUGCGCAACGCCACAAAGGAACGUGGGAUCAUUAUUACCCGUUCAACUUAUCCCUCCAGUGGACGAUGGGUAGGACAUUGGCUUGGCGAUAACUAUGCAAGAUGGGAUCAGCUUACAAAAUCUGUGAUUGGUAUCAUGGAGUUCAGCCUCUUUGGAAUCUCCUAUACUGGUGCUGACAUCUGUGGCUUCUUCAAUGACACAACCUAUGAAAUGUGUGCCCGAUGGAUGGAACUUGGAGCCUUCUACACCUUCUCAAGAAAUCAUAAUGUGAUGGGAACUAGGAGGCAAGAUCCUGUCUCCUUUGAUGAAAGAUUUGUAAAUAUAUCAAGGGAUGUGCUCAGCAUACGCUACAGAUUGCUACCCUAUCUCUACACAUUGAUGCAUAAUGCCCAUGUCAACGGUGACACUGUUGCCCGUCCUUUGCUGCAUGAGUUUGUGGGUGACAAAACAACAUGGGACAUCUACAAACAAUUUUUAUGGGGCCCAGCAUUUCUCAUCAGCCCAGUACUUGACCAAGGUGCUGUGACAGUACAUGCUUAUAUACCAGAUGCCCGGUGGUAUGAUUAUCACACGGGGAAAUAUAUCGGAGUGCGAAGACAAUUCCAGGACUUGGGUGCACCUUUGGAGCAUAUCAAUCUUCAUAUCCGGGGUGGCUACAUCAUCCCCUGGCAAGAGCCUGAUAUUACUACCAAUGCCAGCCGGAAGAACCCUCUGGGGCUCACUGUUGCUUUGGAUGAUAAUGGCAAUUCCCGAGGAGAACUUUACUGGGAUGAUGGAAUUACAAUUGAUGCAUAUGAAACUGCCAACUACUACUUUUCAACAUUUCAAGUAACGCAGAAUACAUUGACUGUCACUGUGGUCCACAACAAUCUACCUGAUGCCCUUGUCUUAAGAAUGGGUUAUCUGCAUGUCUGGGGAGUCACAUCCUCAGUUACAAGUGUUACUGUUACUUAUGAUGGGCAAACAGAACCAGCUACCCUAGAAUAUGAUUCAGCAAACCAGAUACUAAAAGUGGAUCUCACCAGCAAAGAUUACCUCAUUCAUAAAUUAGCCCAGGUCAGAUGGGUGACAAGCACUUAACUGUCUGCAGAAAACAUGCUCCAUGAGAACCUCGCCGUGGCUCUAAUGAAUGUGUAUUGUAAUAUAUUUUAAAAAACUGUGUUUUGUUAUGUUAGCAGUAAACAAAUGAAGGAAUGGGUGGGACUGAACUGUAGUUAAAAUAUAAUAAGGCAUUUUCAUUUUUUUUAAGGCAAACCAUUUUUGUUGUAUCUGACAACUCUAGAAUACUGCUUUCGGCCUUUAAAAUGAGAAGGGAUGUUUAUUUCACUGGAAUGCAGGGGUAGGGGAUAAAUUUGUAAAAUAGGCAGUUGAAUGUAUUUAAUAUAUAUAUCAAUUAUAGCAGUACAAUCUGUAUGUCAGGAAUCACAUUUUUGGUCUGUUUUGCAAAGGAGUUAAAAUGCCAGUAUGAUGCCUAACAUGAUGAACUAUGCAAUUGUAGUUUAUUAUGAUGUUUAUAAAUAUCUCUGCAAGAGUGUGUGAUAAAAUGCAACAGAGCAUUAUUAUUAUUUUGUAAAUUAUACUAAUGUGACAAUAAAACUCCACCGACAAUGUACAUAGUU